Danaus plexippus (monarch butterfly) is the source of this 2593-nucleotide messenger RNA. RefSeq names its product tumor protein D52. The record is from RefSeq and is a predicted model, not a curated record. The transcript is spliced from 6 exons. NCBI's taxonomy places the organism in Eukaryota, Metazoa, Arthropoda, Insecta, Lepidoptera, Nymphalidae. Gene Ontology annotation, cellular component: cytoplasm. The coding region runs from base 469 to 1461 and encodes 330 amino acids.
GACUCUCGCAUUUUAUAUUAUUGGAUUUAUUUCUCGAAACAUCCAUUAACAUGUCAAAAUGUAACAACCCAAAUAAAAGUCAAAUUAUAGGAUCAAGAGUAGAAAUAAAAAUCGCCAGAGCCUAGUUCAAUUAAUAGUCGGUGAAAGUGGCAAAUACGAGAACUCAGGCAGCGACGCGAGACGAUCGCGAGUGGUCGUGCUAGCGCCCCGACGUGGCGGAAGGUAGGGAAAAACAUAUUGCGCGGUUUAAUAUCGCAACACAACAACGUUUUAAAAAUAUUAUAGUCUUAUGAAGAUCAUAACAAUGCAUUACUAGUGAUCGAAGUGAAUUUGUGCGGUUUAUGUUGAUCGUUGUAGUUACUAAUUUGUUCUAAUGUGCGAUAAAAAAUCUAAUGCGGAACGAAAAAACAUCAGUGGUAACGGAAAUAGUUGGAAAUAUGUUAAACAGUUGUGAGAGAUGAUUAAGAAAUGAUGAAUGGAUUAAGCCAUCCGGAGGCGCAGUGCGAGCCGACCAGCUUGGAGUACAUGGAGGAUCCGUACUUCGUGCCUCCGGAUGACGACUCCACACCCAGCUUCGACGUGGCCGUGGACGAGCUGGACGAUCUGAGCGAGGCGGUCACCUGGCCUCAGGAUGACACCGAAACCGACUGGCGCACGUUACCCGACCUCGCUGAAUCAGCACUCUGCAUAGAAACCGAAUUCUAUAUGGACAAUCGUAGACGUAGAUUGAGAAUAUUCAAGAAGAAAAUAAGAGAAGUCAGAGUUACCUUCCAGGAUCUAUCCAAACCGUACCUAGCGAAGGUUUCCAGCCACAAGAACUAUAAAAAGUUUUUAGGUAUUACGCCAGGAGCCGAGGAAGCAAUGCCUGGGUCUGGUGCUGGAGACGCUCACACUCCUGACGAGCUGGCAGGUCUCACUCCGGAACAGGCGGAACAACUACGAGCUGAAUGGAGCCGGGAACUGGCGAGGGUAGAAGACGAGAUAUCCACCCUGAGAACUGUGUUACAGAGCAAAAUCCGCCAGAGCUCCGAUUUGAAACGUAAACUUGGCAUCACCGUAUGGAAGGAGAUAACGGAGGACGUCAACCAGGGCUUGAAGAACGUCAAAGAGAGCCAAGUUUAUCAAACGAUAGAAACACGCGUGGGUGCACUUACACAGGCGGUUACUGACACGCUCAUAUACCAAAAAACCGAGUCUGUGAUAAAAUCAACCGCCGAGAAGACGACGUCCAUACUGGGAGGCAUCACGGCCGGUGUGAGCAGCAAGCUCGGCCAGAUGAGGAACUCGGAGUCGUUCAGGUCCAUCGAGGAGCGUGUGGGGAGCGCUUACGAAAACGUUAAGGGUAAGGUAGCGUCCCGUUCCAACUCUACUCAGAGCUUUGACGAGGCCCUCCGUGACGCGAGCCGCUCUGCUAGCGGCGCAACCUCCCCCUCCAUACCGGAGAACAAAGCACUGCCCUAAUGACACACACAAACAAACACUAAUGCCACGCCGCAUUGACACACGGAACACGGUACAUGCUAGACGACACGCGAGCGACAUGACUAGACAUGUGGAGGAGAGACAACGGGCGUUUUUUCAAACGCGCCAGCGCAGUUUAAAAUUAUUGGCAACUAAAAGAUUGUGGCUGGCGAGAAAUCGCAUAUUAAUUUUUUUAUUGUACACUAAAAUAUAAUUUGGAUGUAACUGGAUGAUAUUCGCAAAAGCGAGAUCCGAUGUCUGCUUUAAAGAUGGCGUUUACCGUUUCCGAAAUAAAAUAGCUCGUCGACUAGAAUGUACCGGCCUACACACGAUACUGAAACAUCCAUUGUUUGUAAUUGGCUGAAGAUAUUGUCUUAUUUAAAUUAAAAAUAUUCUAAAAUGAAAUUCAUUAUUUACCACGAACCGUAUCUUAGUUCAGACUUCUUCAGCAAAUUGCUGUUAGCUUACAGAGUCAACAGUGUUCUUGAGAUGAUAUCUAUUUAUGAAAUAAUAAAAAAACUUGUAUAAGAAGUUUUCACCCUCAUAGCACCGUAUAAACCCCACAAUAAUUGCCACGUGUCACUGAUUAUUGUGUUGCCAGGUCUUAUUGGUGUCUAUCGCUGUACUUAAAGUUGGUCAAAUUCAAAUUCAGAACUAUAUUUAUAAUCUAUGUGUCGUCGUUCACAGCAUCUGCCGUUUAUUAGUUCUGUUGAAUUUGUUGACAAAGCGGCGUGAAAAUAUCCUAGUGUUAGAAUUAAAAUGGCAAGCUUCGGGCUGAUAUUGGACAUUUGAAUUGUAUUAACUCGUAACUUACUGUUCUUGGCAUUCCAUGCUAUAUUUAUUGAUCUUGUUACUGUGUAUUUGUAAAUGAGUUAUGGAGAAGGGUAUAUCGAACUAAUUGUAUGAGAAGCUUCGACGAGCACUUUUAUAUGAAUAUUAUAUACUUGUUGAAAUCGAAUAAAGAAUUAAAUUACGAUGCAGUGACCACUUGAUGUGUUUAUUGCAUGCUGAUCGCCGUUGCCUGUCGAGUCCAGUUCAAAAGAAGAUAUUUUUAUAAAAUGCUUAGCUUUCCUUUAAUUAAAUAUAAUACUAUUGUUUACAUUAAAGUAAUAAACAAAUUUAUGUAAUUUAA